Messenger RNA from Scomber scombrus (Atlantic mackerel), 1361 nucleotides. It is a transcript of the gene dnajc24, whose product is annotated as DnaJ (Hsp40) homolog, subfamily C, member 24. The record is from RefSeq and is a predicted model, not a curated record. NCBI's taxonomy places the organism in Eukaryota, Metazoa, Chordata, Actinopteri, Scombriformes, Scombridae. Gene Ontology annotation, biological process: positive regulation of ATP-dependent activity. The transcript has 5 exons. Bases 98 to 628 code for a protein of 176 amino acids. Gene Ontology annotation, molecular function: ATPase activator activity; ferrous iron binding.
GAGGGAGGAGAGGAAGAAGGAGAAGAAUCAAGCGUGGUUUUCAGGCAGCAGACUCAUAACAUUGUUGAAUAUGAAGUGGUGUGUGUAGAGUACAGGGAUGUGUGAAGCAGCAGAGAAUGACCUGUACGCUGUCCUGGGAGCCAGCCCCUCAGACACCAUCCAGCAGCUCAGACACAGAUACCAGCAGCUGGUCUUACAGUAUCAUCCAGAUCGUCUUGGAGGUGUGUGUCCUUCAGAAGCAGAGUCUAGUGUGAGGACUUUUCUUGAAGUUGAUGCAGCCUGGCGGAUCCUCAGUGACCAAGACAGCAGGAGACAGUAUGACCAGCAGAGGAGAGCUCGGGAGCUGAAGCAGGAUUGGCCAGUUGAUUCUACAGUCUUUCUAGAGGACAUGAACUGGGACCAGGAUGAGUGUGUGUAUACAUACUGCUGUCGCUGUGGAGGAGGAUUCAGCGUCUCAGAGGAAGAGGUAGAGCAGGAGACUCACAGAAGGCAAUGGGAUGAUACGGAGGAGGAAACAAAGGAGGGACAGCACAGAGGAGUGGUUAUAUGCUGUGACACCUGUUCCCUUAGUGUGUAUGUCACAUGGCCAUUACAUACAAAGACUCAGAGCUUAAAAUGUCAGGAAUAAUACCUUUAACAGAAACUGUAUCAACAUAUCUUUCAGUGGAGGAUGGUACCAAAUCAUCAACGUGUACUAUGUUGGGAUAGAUUCAUCUCCAUCACAAACUCAUGUUUAGGCCACUUGAAGCAAGGCGGCAAAACAGCUUACUGACUAACAGCACAACAGACUGUGUAUGUAUGUGGAAGCUCCUACUGUGUGUUGACAAUAAGAGCAUGAAGGUGAAUGGUGAAGGUCCAUCAGAUCCAUCAGUUGCUCCAAGUCCAUUUUUUUCUCUAGUGAUGCAUUGAAUGAAGCAUGAACUCCACUGACAGCUGUUUAAAUCACACAAAUAUCUCACUGUUUAUAUGUUCUGAAUGUAUUAAUGGUAUCAUUAUUAAUUGAGCAUGACUUCCAGUCUGCCUAUGAGCUUGCCUUAGAGAUGAAAUUGUUAUUUUUUAUUUAUUUAUUUAGUUAGAAAGACACCUGCUGAGGUGUGAGGCCCAAAUAUAAUUUUCUUCAAGUUUGAAUUAAUUAUCUGGAGUUGUGUCUUUCCUUUUCUUCACCUAAUAACACCAGCCCUGACCAGGUUAUAGACAGUAGCUGCAACCUUGUGUGUGCUGUCAGGCUCUCAGCAGUGCUGUGGGGUGGAGGUUGUCAAGUGGAACAGUGAUAACAUCAUGGGAAUUGUUCUGAAGUAAUGUAAUGUGAUGCUAAAGCAGUAGAAAAUGAUGAUCUAUCCCCUGGAGAGUCUAUCUAUGAG